CAGCUGCCACUUAUUCGUUACACUUUUCAGUUUCACUUAGUUAGCAUAAGAAGCUGUACUUAAAAUUUGAAUGUGUAGCCACUAAUUCAUUGCACGAAGCUCGCGACAGAUCUUACUCAUCAGCCGCACGCACUCCAUUCCAUCACAGGAAGAAGGAGUUACGGUUCACUGUAACACACAACAGAGAAAGUGAAAUCAAAGAAUGGCGGGAACAGAGGAAGAAAGUGCAGUGAAGGAGCCUUUGGAUCUCAUAAGACUUAGUCUCGACGAACGUAUCUAUGUCAAACUUCGUUCUGAUAGAGAGCUUCGUGGAAAACUUCAUGCUUAUGACCAGCAUCUUAAUAUGAUUCUUGGUGAUGUUGAGGAAAUUGUUACCACUGUCGAAAUCGAUGAUGAGACUUACGAAGAAAUUGUCAGGACUACAAAGCGGACAGUUCCUUUCCUUUUUGUCAGGGGAGAUGGGGUGAUAUUGGUUUCACCACCACUGAGGACGGCAUAAAAUGCACUGAUGUUGAACUAUGUAAUCAUUUUGAUGACAACUAUCACAAAACUGUAUAUCUUCUUAACUAGUGAUCUCAUUAUUUAUGAUUAGAAUACUUUCAAUUGGGCAUGUUUUGCUAGUGUUUUCUGCAAAACAUUCAAUUUUUCUGUUCUCUUUUUAUCAUGGGAAUGAGAAUCAUGGAAUGCUCUUGAACAAGGGUUUUGGCAGCUUGAAGCUGUUGUCACAAAUUAGUGGCUCCAUGAGAUUAAGCCAA
This is a messenger RNA of Vicia villosa (hairy vetch), 755 nucleotides long. Its product is annotated as sm-like protein LSM3A. Gene Ontology annotation, cellular component: U4/U6 x U5 tri-snRNP complex; Lsm1-7-Pat1 complex; U6 snRNP. Gene Ontology annotation, biological process: P-body assembly; mRNA splicing, via spliceosome. Bases 203 to 499 code for a protein of 98 amino acids. Lineage: Eukaryota; Viridiplantae; Streptophyta; Magnoliopsida; Fabales; Fabaceae. The record is from RefSeq and is a predicted model, not a curated record. Gene Ontology annotation, molecular function: RNA binding. The transcript has 4 exons.